Carassius carassius (crucian carp) is the source of this 2917-nucleotide messenger RNA. Its product is annotated as disrupted in schizophrenia 1 protein-like. Gene Ontology annotation, biological process: neuron migration; cilium assembly. The record is from RefSeq and is a predicted model, not a curated record. Gene Ontology annotation, cellular component: intermediate filament cytoskeleton; centrosome; microtubule. NCBI's taxonomy places the organism in Eukaryota, Metazoa, Chordata, Actinopteri, Cypriniformes, Cyprinidae. Bases 480 to 2843 code for a protein of 787 amino acids. The transcript is spliced from 13 exons.
UCGAGGAGUCAAAUUCCAGCAGACGUCACAGAAACACACCGCGUAACGGGACAAAGUGCGGCUGCAAUCCGGCUCUCGUCUGCUUCCUGACAGCAAUGUGCUGCUGUGGCUUCAUUUUCCAAGUGGACUUAAUAAAAUAACAAAACAAAGAACUUUGAAACAUUCGCUAUGGAUUAAACAGAGGAACACAAGCGCGAGCUUUCUUCAGGUUUCCCUGUGGCAGGAAACUCGCCAUUUGCGUCGCAGAGUUGGAUAUUUAAUGGAUCUAUUUCAUCCAAGCGUCGAUUAAGAUUACAUAUCUGAAAACCCCGGACUUUAAGUGGAAAGUGUACAAAAAAACUAUUAUUUUUCUGAAAGAAAGCGAACGCGCUCGGUUCACGCGUAAAGCGCACGCGCAGCCCAUCUGAGAAUGACGCGCGCGUCGUUUGGAGUUUAACUGACCGCAACUAGUUCCGUGGAUUUACCGGUUUUAACCCGUCAUGAUGUUCGCAGGAAUGAUCAUGGUGGAAACCAGCUCAAAAACACCCAAAACUAACUCUGACUCCGCGUGUCACCGCUGCGCUGUGAGGACAGGUGGUGCGAGUCCGACCGCUGGAGCGGGAAACCAUCACAGACGGCCGGGAUAUCAUCCGCUUAACCAGUCAUGUGACUCCAAAACUCCUGUUUCUGGCUCGCCUACUACUGAGAACACUCGAAAGAACACUAGAAAGAGCGCUUCGGGUUUACCCAGCGAGCAAUGGCUUAAGGAUGUUUACAAGAGAGACGACAGCCAGGAUUCUACCAAAACUCAGUGUUUGCGAGACGCAGAGGAAAACUCCUUGAUGCCAUCGUGCAACGUUUUUAAUUCGAGCUUCAGUUUCAUUCAGCAGUCGCUAGAAACUAGUGAUCUAUUAGAUGCGAGCACCAACAUAUCUGUGUGUAAACGGUCUGAAUGGGAGCGAGUGAAGACGUGUGAUGCUUUUAAACCACACACUGCUUUAGGAAAUCACUCGAGCCAAUCAGAGAGCAGCAGUGUUUCAGCUAGCCAAUCAGAACAUGAGGUUUUCUCAUUAAGCAAUUCGCCUUGCUCGAUUGGUCAGUCGGUGCGACAGAAAGGGCUGUUAUUGGACCGAGAGCUGUGGCUGGUGGAUCUGGACGUACCCUGGCCACACCGGGACAGACAGAUUUCGUCCUCCAUGGCGUCUUACGUGAAAGAAAGCAUCCAGGACCCAGAUUCGAGCUCUCUGGACACUGAAGUCACGUCCUCGCUCUCGAUUGACUCGUCAGACUCGACCUCGGCCUCAUCGGUCACGUCGGGUUACGACAGCACAACCCCGUCCGCACAUCAGAGUCGGGACGGUCUGAUAAAAAAGUACGAGGAUGUUCUGCAAGACUGUCUGCAGAGCAAUCGCACAAACACCAAGAUUAAGUCCAUAAUGACGAAGCUUCAGAGAUUGAAGCACAAAGCGGUUCUGGAGGACGACUUUGACACAGCCGAGCGUUUUGGUAAGAAGCUAGAGGAGCUGAGGAGAGAGCGAGCGAUGCUGAAGCCUGGUUUACCGUCCAGACGUCCGGAGCUCGCUGGAUUUCUGGAGCGUCUCAGGACGGCCGUCCACAGCGUCAUCCACAGGACACACACACACUGCAGGCAAAAUGGUGAAUUGAGUGACGAUCAGGGAUCAGGCAGCUCUCAACCUCGAACACGAGAGACGCUUUUAGAGGAAAAACAGAGGAUUCAGAAGGAGAUGUGUGAUGUUCAGCGGAGGCUGGAGGAGCUGCGAGAGCGGAGCAGAGCUGUGGAGGAGCAGCUGGAGCAGCUGGAGCUGGAGGAGCCCGUCCUCGGUGGCUGUGAUCCGGCUCAGAUGCGGCUGAUGGCUCGAGUGCUGGAGGACAUGAUCGGCUCUGAACACCGGGGCCAGAUCAGUGCGUCUCCACCCGCAGAGAUCAUCAGACUUCAGGAGCAAGAGCGAGCGCUGAGUUUAUCUGUCAAAGAGGCAACGGCUAAAGUGCUGUUGAGUCAGAGACUGGGAUGUAGUCUGCGUCGGAAGGUCAGCGAGAGUGAAACACAGCUGCUGGCCCUUCAUGAAGCCAAGCUCGUGGCCAUCUCAGGAAAUGACUUCAGCAGCGCGAAGGAGCUGAAGACUGAAAUCAGGAGCGCGUACGGCGAGAGAGAUCGUCUGGAGGGUCUGAAGAGGAAGCUGAAGACUCUGAGCACAGGAAGUGGAUAUGAUCUGAGCCGCAUGAAGGAGCAACACAACCAGAUCAAAGUGGAGCUGCAGGAGAGAGAAGCCCAGUACGAGCGCAGUUUAAAGGAGAACACUCUGAAGUACAUUGAGCUUCUGGAGGACAGACUUCACAGCUGUGGAGGUCCGGUGCUGGAACACAUUUGGGAGGCAGAUUUGGAAGCUUGUCAUCUGCUCCUGAAAAGCCUCGAUCAGCACACAUCCAUUAUCUCCGAAACCGAGGAUCUGCCCUCUGUUCCUGGAUCGGUUUCAGAUGUCCUGCUGUUCAGUAAAGAGGAAUCGGACUGCGCCAUGUUGACCGCUCUUGGGGGCCGCUGGUGCCUCGAGGCCAACCUCCAACACUCAGAGUUCACUAAGAAAUUAGAGGAGUUUCUCUUCUGUUUGGAGGAUGCUUCCCCUGAGGAUCUGUGCGGAGAGACGACAGAGCUGACAGAGCGAUGUGAACUCAUCAGUGAGCGACUGCAUUAUCUGGAAGACCGGCUUCAGACUGCUAUAGACCACCAUGACAAGGACCUCACUCAUAUCCUUACAGAGCUUUGUGUGUGUGUGUGUGUGUGUGUGUGCCACUCUUUUAAGUGCUCCGUUCUCAUGUUCUCGCUCGGGCUUUAUAAAAAUUCAUGAGUGGAGAGGAAAUGACAGGUACACGUCUCACACGAUCAUUAGAGCCACUAAUGUAACCUGCCCGUCACUUUAAC